UGGGCCUCCUCGUUCAACGAAGCUCCCGAGCUUUCCCAUUCCUUCUCAAAACCCUAAACCCUGAUCGGCGGAAACUCCCCUCGCUCUCUCAUCUCUUUCUCUCUCUAGUGCUGUCUCUCUGUCGCCAUGGCGGAGCUGAAGCUCUCAGAGACCCGGGACCUGACCCGAAUCGAGCGCAUAGGCGCCCACUCUCACAUCCGCGGCCUCGGCCUCGACUCCUCCCUCGAGCCCCGCGCCGUCUCCGAGGGCAUGGUCGGCCAGACCGCUGCCCGCAAAGCCGCCGGCGUCAUCCUCCAGAUGAUCAAGGACGGCAAGAUCGCCGGACGCGCCGUGCUCCUCGCUGGCCAGCCGGGCACCGGCAAGACUGCCAUCGCCAUGGGCAUGGCCAAGUCCCUCGGCCUCGAGACCCCAUUUGCGAUGCUCGCGGGCAGCGAGCUCUUCUCUCUCGAGAUGUCCAAGACCGAGGCCCUCAUGCAGGCAUUCCGAAAGGCAAUCGGGGUGAGAAUCAAAGAGGAAGCUGAAGUGAUUGAAGGCGAGGUUGUUGAGGUCCAAAUUGACCGCCCUGCGGUGGCGGGGGCUGCCUCGAAGACUGGAAAGUUGACGCUGAAGACAACAGAGAUGGAGACGGUGUACGACUUGGGGGCGAAGAUGAUCGAGGCGCUGGGGAAGGAGAAGGUGCAGAGUGGGGACGUUAUCGCCAUCGAUAAGGCAUCAGGGAAGAUCACGAAGCUUGGAAGGUCGUUCGCGCGGUCGAGGGACUAUGAUGCGAUGGGGCCGCAGACGAAGUUCGUGCAGUGCCCAGAUGGCGAGUUACAGAAACGGAAGGAGGUGGUGCAUUGUGUCACUCUCCAUGAGAUUGAUGUUAUCAAUAGCAGGACACAAGGAUUUCUGGCUCUGUUCACUGGUGAUACUGGUGAAAUCCGUGCAGAAGUGAGGGAGCAGAUAGACACCAAAGUGGCAGAGUGGAGGGAGGAAGGAAAAGCUGAGAUAGUGCCAGGAGUCCUCUUCAUUGAUGAAGUGCACAUGCUCGAUAUAGAGUGCUUCUCUUUCUUAAAUCGUGCUUUGGAGAAUGAGAUGGCUCCUAUAUUGGUUGUUGCUACCAACAGAGGGAUCACCACCAUUCGAGGCACAAACUACAAAUCCCCGCAUGGAAUUCCCAUUGACCUUCUGGACCGUCUUCUUAUCAUCACUACUCAGCCCUAUACUGAAGAUGAAAUCCGCAAGAUUAUAGACAUUAGGUGCCAAGAGGAGGAUGUCGAAAUGUCUGAAGAGGCAAAACUCUUGUUGACAAAGAUUGGAGUGGAUACAUCCUUGAGGUAUGCUAUCCAUCUCAUUACCGCUGCUGCUUUGGCGUGCCAAAAGCGAAAGGGGAAAAUUGUGGAGGUGGAGGAUAUCACGCGAGUCUACGCACUCUUUCUGGAUGUGAAGAGAUCAACACAGUACUUGAUGGAGUAUCAAAGUCAGUAUAUGUUCAGCGAAUUUGGCAAUGCUGAGGAAGAUGAAGCCAAUGUGAUGAUUUCCUGAGGUAGUACCUCAUCAGUAAUGAUGUAAAGAAGCUUCUUUCCUCGUGUUUGGUUUUAAUAUGGUUCACCAGAUGGUUAGGUUGAUAGGAUUGUUACCAGACCCUCUCCGUUCUUAAUCAGGACCUGGUGGACUUGCAAUGUGACAGUCAAUUUGUUCUGCUCAUGCACAAAAUGAUUCUGCCUUUGGAAUCCACGCUAAUUGCACAGUGGAUCCGAAUAUGUUGUUUCUGCAAAUGGUUUCGAGCCUAUGUUGCUCGGCGAUUUUU
Molecule: messenger RNA, 1789 nt
Organism: Rhodamnia argentea
Lineage: Eukaryota; Viridiplantae; Streptophyta; Magnoliopsida; Myrtales; Myrtaceae
Product: ruvB-like 2
Exons: 3
Coding region: 127-1524 (465 amino acids)
Biological process (GO): chromatin remodeling; box C/D snoRNP assembly; regulation of transcription by RNA polymerase II
Cellular component (GO): NuA4 histone acetyltransferase complex; Swr1 complex; R2TP complex
Molecular function (GO): ATP binding; ATP hydrolysis activity; DNA helicase activity
Source: RefSeq, a predicted model, not a curated record